GAUUGAUAGAUAGAUAGAUAUUCUUGAGAAAUGCUCAACAACGACCCCUAGCGACGUUCUGCAGUUUUUGCUAAUAGGAAGUAGGAAGGUGACCAAAGGACCAGAAGUCAAGUUUAAUUAUCAAGUAAAAAUACAGAUAAAAAAGUGUAAGGGAUAAACACUUUAUGGGUUAGCGUGUGUGUAUGAGUGUAUGGAAACCUACAGUAUUAUUCCAUACAUUAUUUAUAAGUAAAUAAAGAAAUAAAUAAAAUGGGGGAACAGUUAAGUGGCUGUUAAAAUUCAUUAGGACAGCAGGCGUAAAUGUGAGCAGACUGUGAACUGACUGAGUAUAACGUGCUUUUGUUUUUUGUUUCCAGGAUUGUGAAUGGGCCUGUGUGUGUGAUCAGACGACCUGUGCUGUCACUGUCCACCUGGGGAAUGUAGAUCAUAUCAAGCAGACAGGAGUCCAUUCCUGCACACACAUUCCUGCAGUCUCAGAUCUCUAGUCUUUGUUCGUUGAAAUGACGAAACAGCGUUCACUGUUUCCACUCCUCCUUACAGUUCCCCUUCUCGCACACAUACCAUAAUGUUGUUUAUCCGCUGAGGAAUUUUACCAUAUUAUGUUACCGUUCUCAUAUUCACGUCGGCCAUAGAAGUGAGUUCUAUUUCCAUGUCAACUUGUGGGUAAAAUUUAAAUGGUUGUUCACAGACUUGCUGUUGAUUAGCUUUAUCUAUGAGCAUUCCUUUGUUUUCACUCCCUUCACAGCACCACUGUUUCUGAGAAGCACAAUGUAACUGAAGUUUGUUGUGCACUUUUUCCUUCUGAUUACUGUCUGUAAAUACACAGAGUAUCCCAGGUUAAAUCUGUGCAACCAUGUCACAGCUUGUUCUUGUUAUGUCUUGGAUUUCUUACAGGUGUCAGGACAAAUCAAAUGUCAAAUUGUGCUGUAGAUGAAUCACAGCUUUUUCCCAGUAUUUAGCGACAGGAAGGAGCAGGUAUCAACAUGCAGCUCCGCGCUGUGACAGGACAGAUGAUAGGAGAGGCGUGGUGAAGGAACAGAGGCGGAUCACAGGGGAUGUUUUGAAUGCUACUUCACCAGCUCACCUCGGCUAAUGACAGCGUAGGUUGUUUCAACUGGUGUCUUCACGUUCCUGUUGCAGUUCAGUAGCUCAGGAGUGAGGGACAGAAACCUUUGGAGAUGAAUCUUUACAGGAGCUUUGGAAACCUUAUGGAGGCUUGGAUGACCGAAGGAAGCUUGUAUUCUGACUCACAAUCACUUGGAAAUAAUGAUGAAGACUCUCCUACACCUUCCUAUGACAUGGACACAAACCUGCGCUCAGACUCGGUGGACUCUGGAGUGGAGACAGCCAGCUCUGACACAUCUUUCCUUGCCACAUCCUGCUCUGUUUCAGCAGAUAAUGCAGAAAUAGAUGCAUUUAUUCCAGAAAGAGAAGGCCAUGGACUCACUCCAGCCUCAACAUCACAGUCUCCUCUACUCUCCUCUCCUGUGCCUUCCUCUUCCUCCUCUUCGUCCCCGUACCUCUGUCCCAGCAGACGUCCUGGGGGCUCCACCGCCCUGCACCUAAAAGUGGAGCAAGCACUACAGAGGACUGAUUCUAAACAUCAAAGGGGCAACCCAGAGCCCCUUACAGUGAAGGACGUGCUCAGGCGACAGCCUCAAGCAUCUUUUCUGCCCAAACGGCACACAUCGGAUUUAGUGAGAGGUCAAAGGUCAGAGAGUUUCAGUCUAAGGAGAACAGCCAACCCAUCAGCGCCCAUCAGGCAGAUGUCAGAAUUGUGCAGACGGCCAAUGUCUAUGAGUUGUGAUAAGCAGAGAUCAGAGGUGCUUGGUGAGGAGGUAGGGACUGGACUGAGCCCCGGGCUGAGUUACCUGGAGCAGGUGUGCCAAAUGUUGGAGGAAAUUGCCAGACAACAGAUGCACAACCGAGCGUUACAGACGGAGGCGGAUGCCCUGCGGGAACAUCAAGACACGCAGGUGGGCCAGGCUGUCGACACCUGCCAGACUGCCUCUAAAGCUGCUGAGGAAGACCUCUCCUCUUGUCAAAGGCUUGAGAAUAUAGAAACUGUAGAACACCGUUCAAGUGAACAACAGCAGCAGAAACAUGACACUUAUAGAAAUUUUCGGCGGAGAUCGGCUUCUGACACAAAUAUUGCAACACUGCAUUUAAGAAAGAUGAAAACAGACUGCAGAGGGCAGCGUCUGAGUGCACAUGACCUUGUGGAGAAGCCAGAGGAAGAGCAAGAAAAGGAGGAGUCUACAAAGGAGGAGAGGAAAAGACCUAACAAGAACUGGAAGUUAAAAAUAGGCUCUUUGAGAAGAGAGGCGUCUCCCCUGAGAGAUACAAAGGGCCAACAGAUGCAGUCAUCUGAGAAAAGCUCGACCCGACGACGGCUGAGCCAGCUGUUCAGGAGGAGAAGGAAGACUCUGCCUGUAUGAAUGGAACACAGUGUCAUGAUGUUUGGACCUUUUUUUUGGACUUUUCUUUAAAUGUUUGAGCACUAUCACUGCUUUCAAGCUGACUUCCUAUUCAGCCCAUGUGCUGUAGCAAUCUGCCAUGUUUAUUUAUUGCCUCCUAUAUACUUGCCUUCAUUAUUUAUAUUGAUAAAUGGUGUCAUUUUCUGUAAAACUGUGACGUGGAACAGAGUAAAUGUGUGGUUUGUUUCUCUGUCAUGCCAUUCAUAAUUCAAAGCAGUGCAAAGCUUCAUAAGAAAAACAUCAAAGUUGUAUGUUUUCCACCUGUCAAAGCUGCAGAUUUGUAAAGAAUAUUAGUAUGCUCUCUAUAGUACACUACACUAUAAAUGUAAAAUAAAAUACAUACAAGUCUCGCCUAUUUUGUGACUGACAAUAAGAAGUUGUGAGGCUGUUUCAGAAUUAUAUAAUAUAAAUAAUAAAGGUAUGGUCUUCAUGAUAUUUGGUACAUUUCAAGAAGUUUUUACAAAACCAUUUAAAGUCCUUUAAUUCAU
Molecule: messenger RNA, 2965 nt
Organism: Seriola aureovittata
Lineage: Eukaryota; Metazoa; Chordata; Actinopteri; Carangiformes; Carangidae
Exons: 6
Coding region: 1179-2438 (419 amino acids)
Source: RefSeq, a predicted model, not a curated record